This is a messenger RNA of Lodderomyces pseudojiufengensis, 888 nucleotides long. RefSeq lists its product as uncharacterized. The coding region runs from base 1 to 888 and encodes 295 amino acids. The record is from RefSeq and is a predicted model, not a curated record. The transcript has 2 exons. Lineage: Eukaryota; Fungi; Ascomycota; Pichiomycetes; Serinales; Debaryomycetaceae.
AUGUCAAAUAAUAGCAGUAAAGACUCCAACAAUACCCCCAAAGAGAAUAACACAAAUGAAUCAUUUACACUACAGAAACCAUUAGUUAAAGUAACAGAUCCCAAACAAUUAACAACAGUUUAUAAAAAAAAUGGAACAUUUGAUAAUCAAAGAAAACAACUUUUAGAAAAUUUUAAAUCAUCAGAAACUUAUAAUAAUUUGUUAUUAAAAUUAACAAUAAUGAUAGAAUCAAAAAUUAAAAAUGAUCCUCAAUUAUUAUUAAAAAAUAAAGGUAAAAUAGCAGCAUUAAUUCAAGGAGAAAUUAUACAAAAUUCAAAUAAUGAAUUAAAUAUAUUAAGUAUAGUUGAUAAAGAUAUUCAAGAUAAAAUAAUUGAAUCUCGAAAUUUUCAUGAAAUUUUAAAAGAUGAAUUAAUGAAUAUUCAAAGAAAAAUCAUGGGGAUUAAUGAUGAAGAAUUUAACAAGAUAAAAGAAAAUAUAAAAUUAACAAAUUUAAAAUUGGAAAAAGAAAAAUCUUUAAAGAAAUUAAAAUAUGAACAAGAAUUAAAAAAUUUAGAAUAUAGAGAUAAUUUUGUAAAAAAUUUGAAUAAUAUUAAUAGUUCAAAGAAUAGAAUAAAUAAGAUUAAACCUGAUGAAAAAUUGGAGAUAAAAAAAGAAGAAAAGAAGAAGAAAAAAAUGAUUACGGAUAUCUCAUCAUUUGAUACUGCUACGUAUACUAUUAAUGAUGAUCUUGAGCAAGCCACCAAGUCUGUAUAUGCGUCAGUUAGUAUAGAAAGAGAACAAAUCACAUCUAUUUCAACUCAUAUUCUUGAGUCUCAAACUAGAAGGACAACUUACACAACCAAUAUGGAUGAAAAAGAACUUACAAGUACUAGCUCAAUUGAAAAAUAA